AGUCAGUAAAAAGAGUCGUUCAAAAAGAACGAAUCGUUCGCGAACAGCAUAUGCACAGCCUGAAAAAAUCGCCAUAUGUCCUUCCUCGGACACCGUAACCGUAGUGUGUUAUUUUUUGACAUGUGUUGUAAACGAUUAAUCAGUAGUGACACUUUAUUUUUUAUUUCAGAAACCAGUAACACACCACUUAAAGGAACUAUACUAAUUUACAGUAGGCAAAUAUGUUGAUCUUGCACUUUCUGGCUAACUAGCUAGCAUUGCGGUUUUCAGUAGUAGCUUGUUAGCGCGUUUUAAGAGCGCAACACACUGACGCUAACGUUAGCUAGCUACGGUAGCUAAGUUACAGUUCACUAGCUAGCUUUCCAGUUUGUUUGUGUUACGUGUAGGUGGUUGUCAUCGACCUUCCAGCAAGUUUGAAGCCAUGAGUGACAGCGACGACGAUGUCCCUCAGCUGUCCGCGGCCACUCUGGCUGCCCUGCAUGAGUUUUACACAGAGGAGAGGGACGGGCUGGUGCAGAGCACAGCACCGGUGGACAAGUACUCGGUGGGGGCGGUGGAAGAGGACUGGCGUAUGAGCCAAUUCUGGUACAGCGAUGAGACAGCAACCAGGCUAGUUGAAGAGGUAAUUCAGGAAGCUGGGAAAGGUGGCAGGAUAGCCUGUCUGAGCGCACCCAGUGUGUACCAGAAGCUGAAGCAGGGCGUGGUGGAGGGCUCUGACGGUGUGUCGGCUGUGGUUCUUGAGUACGACCGCCGUUUUGACACCUACGGCCAAGAGUUCAUCUUCUAUGACUACAACGAGCCCCUAGCUCUCCCAGAGGACCUGGCCCAACAGAGUUUUGAUAUUGUCCUAGCUGACCCCCCCUACCUGUCUGAGGAGUGCCUCACCAAGGUCGCCCAGACUGUCAAGUACCUGGCCAAGGGCAAGGUGCUGCUCUGCACAGGAGCCAUCAUGGAGGAGCAUGCAGAGAAGCUGAUGGGUCUGAAGAUAUGCAGCUUCCUGCCCAAACACAACAAAAACCUGGCCAACGAGUUCCGCUGUUUCACUAACUAUCCUUCAAACCUCCUGUCCUGAGGCUCUACAACCCUUCAUGUAUGGCCUUAUUGACUUUUGAUGUCUGACAUCCAUCAAUGCCCCAGUUCUGACUUGACUGAUGAUAUCUGUGACAGUUGCAAGGAAGACUAAUCUUGUUGGGCAAUUUUCAUUGCCUGUCAGACAUCCAAGGUUUCAUUUUGGGGACCAUGGUAUCAAGACCCUGUGGGUUGUUUUUAAUAUGAUUUCUUAUCCCAUAACAUAAUUGUGAAGUAAGUGAAUAACGGUAUUCAUGUUUGACUUCAGUGUAAAUAAUAUUUCAUAUACACACAGAAAAUAAAGAUGUCUAAACUGUUGUAAAAA
Molecule: messenger RNA, 1393 nt
Organism: Coregonus clupeaformis (lake whitefish)
Lineage: Eukaryota; Metazoa; Chordata; Actinopteri; Salmoniformes; Salmonidae
Gene: eef1akmt1
Product: EEF1A lysine methyltransferase 1
Exons: 4
Coding region: 422-1072 (216 amino acids)
Biological process (GO): methylation
Molecular function (GO): nucleic acid binding; protein-lysine N-methyltransferase activity
Source: RefSeq, a predicted model, not a curated record